Sclerotinia trifoliorum is the source of this 1952-nucleotide messenger RNA. Lineage: Eukaryota; Fungi; Ascomycota; Leotiomycetes; Helotiales; Sclerotiniaceae. The record is from the annotation of a GenBank genome assembly.
CUAGUGGUUUAGAAUGAUUCUUAUCACCCAGACACGAUGGGCCGCAGCAGCAUUGCCGCAUACUCGCACGCUUGGAUUGACUGAUCAAGGCUUCCAGCUCAAGUCAGAAAAUACCAUGUGAGAUGGGGUCCAAUCCUUCAUUAUUCUCAUAUUUAUUUGAAUAUGUCCCAGCCUCACCCUUAGAUCUAAGCCUGCCUUUAUUUCAAUCCAAUUCUUCCUAGGCGACUUUUCCAUUCCGGGGGAUCACUGUCGUUCCAAUACACCCUCGCAUGGCAACAAAGUACUCAACAACUAACCCGCGCACAUUAUAUUGGGAUUUUGGGGUUAUUUAUUUGUACAGGAAAAUCCAUUGUUAAGCUCCUUUUGACAUUUGUUAUCGAGGUUUGCCACUUUCUUUUGGGCCGGCAUCCCUCUUGGUUGAAUCACCUGAGCAAUUGUGUAGUCAUGCCUCAUGUUGUCUCUCAAAUGCAGCCAAGAGAAAGGCCUGAAAAAAUUUACAACUACAAACAGAAAUUAAUAAAGGCGGCAAUUUCUCAUGAAAACCUUCGUUCACCUAGUGGCCAACGUCAGAAUGCAAAUGGCGUGGCUCCCACGUUGAGUCUACUAGUUACUCCACAAAGUGCUUGGAAGUAUACAUCGGGUCGACAACUAAAGUAUUUUUCGCCGGACAGAUUAACACCCGUGUCUGCGGUCGAUUCAGUUUUUGAAUUAUCUUCGGCAGCCACAUAUCGUUCCCCAAAUUCAGCCAUAUCAUCAUUUAUUGCCGAAUUAGAAGAUACUUCUCCCGGGGCCGUUAAACCCCAGAAUCCUAAUAUGGAUUCAAAAUCUCCAAUCAGUCCUACACUCUCUGUAAGACCCCUCCACAAAGUAUCACGUUAAAAAUACUCAUUCAUACCUCCAGUUACAUGCAACAACAGCCAUUAACGCCAUCAAUGACUUUGAGGCUGAGAAUAAGCGACUUCUCGAGCGUGCUAUUGCCGCAGAAAAAGCUGCCAAGAGAUUAGAGGAGCAAAACAUGGAUCUCCGACGACAAGUCAACUAUUGUAUGGAACAACAUAGACCAAGAACUGCACCAUCGCAGAUAACCUCUCAAAAUCCUCGCAACCACGGUACUGGAUAUAGUACCACAACACCUCUCUCCGCUUUCAACACAAUGAUGGAUCAUGUGGAGGCUGACUAUUUGCCAACCCCCAUAAACACACCCAUUCCGUUUCCUCGGUGCAAUUCCUCCCUCCCAACACAAUCACCAGUUUCGCAACAAAGUAAAAUUACAACAAACAGACUUGGUCCUAACGGAUUCAUUCCAUCACGGAGACCACCUCCAAUUCCAGAGGGUACAAAAGUCCCUUUGUAUAGAAUUCAAUCCCUUCAUCCAGAUAUGGUGAGAAAGAACGAUGUAAAUAACUUACGAACAACAAGUUCUAAUAGUCGGAUAACCAGAAUUUCCUUGGCUGAUGCAAAGCUUAGGGAAAAGCCACUACCACCAUUAGGUCCAAUGGCACCGUCAGCAAUUCCGGGUGUGGUUGAAAUCGGCACCAUACACGAAGAUCUUAUUCCUAGGCCACAACUGCGGACCAAGAAAAGCUUCGCAAAGUUCUUUAGGAAAGGGAGGAAAGAAUAACAAGCGCAGAAUCACGACCUUCCAUCAGAAUAUACGGGAUGUCAUCUCAUUCAUCCCCAAAGUUGGACUUAAUUUGUAUAUAUCUGAUGAAUAACGAAAUGGUACAUACGGCAUGAUUGAUUGGUUCACUCAGAGUGAGGUUUCCUCUGAUCGGUGAAGUUGCAGGAAUUACAGUAAAAGCAACAACAUGUUUUUUCGUCGAUAUCCAUACUACUUGUACAUGAUUCGUUCCAUUUUCCCCCUUUUCUCAACAUUCCCUCUUUGCGGAAAAUAUUAUAGCAUUGUUUAUGCGGCAAGAAAAUUUGUGUUUGCACUUCUGCAUUACAUCCCU